Messenger RNA from Myodes glareolus (Bank vole), 10527 nucleotides. Lineage: Eukaryota; Metazoa; Chordata; Mammalia; Rodentia; Cricetidae. The record is from RefSeq and is a predicted model, not a curated record.
UUGUUCCCAUGGUCUCACGGCACAAUGAGGCACACUGGCUCUUGGAAACUGUGGACCUGGGUGGCAAUGUUCCUGCUUCCUGCUUUCACUUGUGUGAUGGUCAGGGACAAGUCAGAAAGUACCUGCCCUAUACUGAGGAUGGAGGGAUAUCAAGAAGACAGAAGCAAACUUGAAGUUUCAGGCUUUGAUCUCGGAGAGAGUUUUGCUCUGAGGCGCGCAUUUUGCGAAGGUGAUAAAACCUGUUUCAAAUUAGGAAGUGCCCUUCUUCUCAGAGACACUGGUAAGAUAUUUCCCAAAGGCCUUCCUGAGGAGUACUCUGUAGCAGUCAUGUUUCGUGUACGAAGAAGCACCAAGAAGGAGCGGUGGUUUUUAUGGCGGAUUUUAAACCAGCAGAAUAUGCCACAGAUUUCUAUAGUGAUUGACGGCACAAAGAAGGUGAUAGAAUUUAUGUUCCGCGGAGCUGAGGGAGAUCUGUUGAACUACGUUUUUAAGAAUCGAGAACUCCGCCCUCUCUUCGAUCGUCAGUGGCAUAAACUUGGCAUUGGUGUGCAAUCCCGAGUCCUUUCUCUCUAUAUGGAUUGUCAUUUAAUUGCAAGUCGGCACACGGAAGAGAAGGACUCUGUGGAUUUUCAUGGGAAGACAGUUAUCGCCGCGCGAGCUUCGGAUGGCAAGCCUGUGGACAUUGAACUACACCAGCUCAUAAUCUCCUGCAAUUCUGACUUCCUAGCUAAGGAAUCAUGCUGUGACCUAGCAGCUAAUAAGUGUCCUGAGCAAGACAACCUUGGAAGUACCACUCCAUCAUGGGUGACCACUCACACUGGUGAGAUGUCUUUAUAUCUGCCGGGAAAGCAGGAACUUAAAGACCCGUGCCAGUGCAUUCCAAUCAAGGAGGAAGCAGGCUCACCAACUCUGGGUUCCCUUGGACCAAAAGGGAACAAAGGAGAACCGGGUGAAAAUGGCAUCCAUGGUCUUCCAGGCUUACUUGGUCAAAAGGGAGAACAAGGACUUGAAGGCACCAAAGGAGAAACUGGUGAAAAGGGUUUGAAAGGUGACUUGGGUCCUCAUGGUCCACCUGGCCCAAAAGGAGAAAAGGGUGAUAUGGGACCUCCAGGGCCACCAGCCUCAACUGCUUCCAUAGGGAUACAAGGCCCCCAAGGUCCACCUGGAAAAGAAGGUCAAAGGGGAAGACGAGGGAAGACAGGACCUCCAGGAAACCCAGGCCCUCCAGGACCGCCAGGACCUCCUGGGCUACAAGGACUACCGCAGACUUUUGGUGGCUACUUCAAUAAGGGAACGGGUGAACACGAAGCUGGUGGCCCAAAAGGAGAAAAGGGUGACUCUGGGCUGCCAGGAUUUCCAGGGUCUGUUGGCCCUAAAGGACAGAAAGGAGAACCUGGGGAGCCUUUAACCAGAGGUGAAAAGGGAGAUAGAGGAGAGCCCGGCCUUUUAGGACCACAGGGAAUAAAGGGGGAACCUGGAGUUGCUGGUCCCCCUGGUUUAACAGGAAGCCCAGGGCUAAAGGGUCAGCAAGGACCUGCAGGUUCCAUGGGACCCAGAGGACCACCAGGAGAUGUUGGAUUGCCAGGAGAACAUGGUAUCCCAGGGAUACAAGGCAUUAAAGGAGAGAAGGGAGAUGCUGGUGGAAGGCUAGGCCCUCCUGGAGUUCCAGGUCCAAAGGGUGAUGCUGGGCCUCCAGGGAAAAGCCUGCCAGGGAAACCAGGAUUAGAUGGAAAUCCUGGUUCACCUGGCCCACGUGGUCCAAAGGGUGAAAGAGGACUACCAGGUAUCCAUGGCUCCCCAGGGGACACAGGCCCACCAGGGGUAGGAAUCCCAGGCAGGACAGGCUCCCAAGGACCCACCGGAGAGCCAGGUAUUCAGGGUCCUCGAGGUCUGCCCGGAUUGCCAGGAACUCCAGGGACCCCAGGGAAUGAUGGACCUCCAGGGAGAGACGGAAAGCCAGGCCUUCCAGGCCCCCCAGGUGACCCGAUUGCACUUCCUCUCUUGGGAGACAUUGGCGCCUUGCUGAAGAACUUCUGUGGCAACUGCCCAGCCAGUGUUCCCGGGCUGAAGAGCAACAAAGGGGAUGAAGGAGGCACAGGGGAACCUGGAAAACACGAUUCUGCAGGCAGGAAGGGGGAUGCGGGACCACGGGGUCCUCCAGGAGUCCCAGGCAGAGAGGGGCCAAAGGGAAGCAAAGGAGAGCGGGGCUACCCUGGAGUGCAUGGGGAGAAGGGAGAUGAGGGUCUUCAAGGAAUUCCUGGCCUCUCAGGAGCUCCUGGCCCAACUGGACCUCCUGGUUUAACAGGAAGAACUGGACACCCCGGUCCCACUGGAGCCAAAGGUGACAAGGGCAGCGAGGGACCCCCUGGGAAACCUGGACCUCCUGGACCUCCUGGUGUCCCGCUCAAUGAAGGAAACGGCAUGAGCAGUUUGUACAAAAUCCAGGGAGGAAUGAAUGUUCCUAGUUACCCAGGACCCCCGGGACCCCCUGGUCCAAAAGGUGAUCCCGGCCCAGUGGGAGAGCCUGGUGCAAUGGGCUUGCCAGGACUCGAAGGAUUUCCUGGUGUAAAGGGAGAUCGAGGCCCAGCAGGUCCCCCAGGAAUAGCCGGCAUGUCGGGGAAGCCCGGUGCCCAAGGUCCUCCAGGAGUCCCAGGGGAGCCGGGUGAGAGAGGGCCUGUUGGAGAUACAGGUUUUCCUGGACCAGAGGGACCCUCGGGGAGGCCAGGCAUAAAUGGAAAAGAUGGAUUACCAGGUGCUCAGGGCAUCAUGGGUAAACCUGGAGACAGAGGCCCCAAAGGAGAGCGCGGUGAUCAGGGAAUUCCAGGAGACAGAGGCCCACAAGGUGAACGUGGUAAACCAGGCCUUAUGGGCAUGAAAGGGGCUAUAGGUCCUGUGGGGCCCCCAGGAAGCAAGGGCUCAGUAGGAUCACCUGGCCACCAGGGCCCUCCAGGCUCUCCAGGCAUCCCCGGCAUGCCGGCUGAUGCUGUUUCAUUUGAAGAAAUCAAAAAGUACAUUAAUCAAGAGGUCCUAAGGAUUUUUGAAGAGAGGAUGGCUGUGUUUCUAUCCCAACUUAAGCUGCCAGCAGCAAUGCUGUCCGCACAAGCUCAUGGGAGGCCUGGCCCACCAGGGAAGGAUGGGUUACCUGGACCCCCGGGAGACCCUGGACCCCAAGGCUACCGAGGACAGAAGGGGGAAAGAGGAGAACCUGGGAUUGGGCUGCCAGGGAGUCCAGGCCUUCCUGGAUCUUCAGCAGGUUUGCCAGGUUCACCAGGUGCCCCAGGGCCUCAAGGACCCCCAGGCCCUAGUGGAAGAUGUAAUCCAGAAGACUGCCUCUUUCCUAUGACUUCUGCCCAGCAGAAAGCAGGUGGAAAAUGAACACUACAGAGGGAGACGUUGUUCCUGGUGAGAUCUUCAUGCCCUUGGAGCUGUUGAUCUCUGCUUUUCAGCCACGUGCUCGCAAGGCGUAUGAUUUCUGGACCGUUUUUCUUUGCUUUUUUUUUCCUCUGAUGUGGCACAAACAUCUGAAGCCACCAUCAGAAUCCUAUCUGACAGUAAUUGCAAAUCAGUAUUCUUCAGACGUUUCCCAACUUUGUUCUGUGUGUUUUGCUUUGCCGUGGCUCUGAGUUCUACUCAGUUUUAUAUGAAAAUGCAAGCGAGCCUAUCACGGGCUCUUCAGAAGAAAUCCCAUGAGAUGAUAUGGGCCACAGACGACAUACAGUUUGUGAACUUAUCAACACGAUUAGACUUUGAUUUCUGAACCUGAAUUUUUGAAAUUUAUAUUGAUAUUUUCUUCAUGUUUAAGUUUACUAUUAUUGCUUAAAAACCAUCUUUCUGCUCUUUUGAGAUUGAGACAGCACAUUACUGCUGUCAAUUGUUCUAUGACUGAUUUUUACGAGAAGUCUUAUACCAUCCUACAUUCAUUCUAUUUAUACAGAAAAAUAGGCAAUAAGAGAUUCAUUUUUAAGUUAUUUUUCAAAAGACAAACUAUGGGAGACUCUUUAUUAGGAAGUCCCCAAACUCAGCAUAGCCAACUGUUGAAAUGACUUUGUGUCUUCCUUGCUGUGAGCUCAAUUUGAAGUACUCCUCAUAACAUUGAACAUAUGCUACAAGAGAAAGAAGGAACCAAACUGACCCUAUGCUCACUUCAGUGAGUCUCCAGUGAUAAAGAAAUUGGUUUUUCCCUAAGAGGUGUUUGGUGGUUGAAGUCAAAGUAUCAAGUACCAAGUCUUUGGAUUUUGACAAACUUUAGUAGGCUGGCAAGACUUUGUGCUCUUUCAUGCGUUAUUCUCCUGAUCCCCAGACCCCCAAUUAGGACAAAGCACAGGACUUGUAGUGACUGAAACAGAAGAGUCCUCACUUUGCAAAGUGAGGGUUAAGCACCAGCAAAUGAAUAGGUGGAGCACACACCAUCCUAAGGAGAAUCAUGGAUGUUUUCCUAGAAAGAGUCCAGUUCUGCAAAGGAAAGAUGGAGAUUCUACAUGAAAGGCACCCCAUGCUUCAAAACGGUGUGUUCCGGGUUUGGAGAUUUAGCUCAGUUGUAGAGCACUUUCCUGGUAAGCUCAAGGCCUUGGGUUCCAUCCUCAGCUCUGGGGGAGAAAAUAAAUAAACAAACAUAUACUCUAAAAGGAAGCAAAAUUCCAGUGGGGUUAGCUGAAUUAUCCAGCGGUAUUUUAUACUCCCUACCCAUUCAUUGUUUGGAGCAACUUUUUGUGGGAAACAACUGAUUUUAUAGAAUAUUUAGCACAAGGAUGGACAUUGCUGGAAUCUAAUUCAUUGGAUUCCUCCUCCACCCCCCCAACCCUGCGCCCGGAAGCUGAGCGUGCACCACCAGAGCCCUUCGGUCACAGAGACUAGUUCACACCUCAAGGAGCAGGACAUAUUUCACAGGAUAGGAUGGUGUUUUCUACCCACUAAUUAAAGCAGACAAUGAGUUUAAGAAAGCAAGCCCCCUGAGAGUGGGGAAAGCUGUGAAGGAUUUUCCCGGGAAGCAUGCCUGGUGUAAGGCAGAGUUUGUUCAAAUGCACCCAUGAUUUGAACUGGCUUUCCUUACAAAUAGAUGAGCUGCUGGCCGGGUACUGUCAAUAUAAUUGUGCAUAAAUAUAGCUUUUUAGGUAUUUAAUAUUGAGUUUUCGCUGUGUAUUUCCAUCCAAGUGUAUUUAUUUUCCAAGUCUACUUUAUUUAUUUCCAACGUUUUAAACAUUUUGUUGCGUAUUACUUUAUUUUCUUUCUUCUGCAAUACCUGCAAUGGUGCUGUGUUUUAAACUCAUGCAAUUGGAAGAUGCAGACAUUUGCAUAUGUAUCUUCAUAAUCAAAUGACAGUCUACCCCCCCCCAUGUACAUAAGGUGAAAAGAUGGUGCUAUGUGUAUAUUUUGAGAUUUCAAUUUGUUAAACUUUCUGAAAACUUACAAAAUACCUGGCACAUAUUAAUUUACUUGAAUUUGCUGUAAAGCUAAGACUUUUAUAUGUUUUCAAAGAUUAUUUUUCAUAUUAAUUGACAGGUUAUUUAUCCUUUUGCCUUUUGGUUUAUUCAAAAAUAUUUAUUUCAUAAUUUUAAUAUUUUCAUGAGCAUUUGGUUGGUGAUCAAUGCAUUUGGGUUUUUUUUAUUGAUCAGUUUAUAUGUAGAAAAAGAUUUCUUGUCUUGUAAAUUAUAUUCAAUUGCAUUCACUUCAGUUCCACACGACAGAAACCUUUCUUUUAAGUAAUAUAGUAGUUAUUAUUCUUCCUUUUUCUAAUUUCUGUGACUGUGUGACUGCCUUAUUUCUGUUUUAAGGAUUUAGAUUUAUUAAUGUGACUUCAGGAGGGGAUGAAAUGUUACAUGAUACAUUUUGAGAGUGAUUUGUCACCGUGAUUCAAGCUCAUUUUUAAAACUGGGGUAUGUGACUAAGUCUGAUAUAACUAGAGAGCAAGGCCUGAGAUUACAUAGCACAAACCCUGACUCAUCUUGAAAAGUUGUUUUUCUUUUUCUGCCUCAGCUGUAGUCAUAACUACAGCUGUAGGGCUACAAGGAACACUUAGUCUAGCUAGCAUAACAAAGAGAUUGGCAGGCGCUCAACCCUUUGAUAAAAAUAAACAGGAUAAUUUGGUCCCCCAAGUAGAAUGGGAAAUGUUCCUCUAAAUAACCAUUUGUUUCAUUUAAAAAAUAAUUUUAAAAAGCUGUUUACUUUAGGUGUUGUCUUUAGCAAGAGGAAGAAUUAUUAAUUUUCUCUCAUUCGUACUACACAUAUGUUUAAAUACAAAAUAAUUACAGGCCAUGAUGACAAUAUUACAACUGGUUUUUUCCCCAUAAACAAAGAUUUUAGAACUCUUUAAAUUUUAUGCCAGUUCCGUUAGCAAUUUUAGUUAGAAAUCUUCCUAUGUAGACAAGAUUUAUUCCCAGUUCAUUUUUUUCUGGCUUUUAAAGGCAAAAGAAAAGAGAGAAGAAUGACCUAGGCAUUUGUCCAUUGUUCUUUCCGCAUGAAAGCAUUGACCGCUACUUCCAACCACAACAGAAGCAGUCAGUCUUGAGUUUUUCAACAUCUUACCUUGAUCAGAGCCAUUUAAAGACUUUGACCUCCUGUACUUUUUUUUUUUCUGUAUUUCACGAUGUAGCUGAAGAUUGACAUUUUGCCUACUACAAAGCUUAAGGAAUUAUUUCACAAUAUACUGCCUAUACAUAUUACCAUUUGAUUCUGAGUUAAUAAGCAGUUUCGAUGGCUAUGUCCCAGACAUGGUUCAGCUCUUCUGCAUUUCUGAGAAACUUAUUACAUACCUCCUUUGUCCACAAGAUGGUGUUGGCGGCAGUUUGUUCAGAGGUGAACAGACUCCCAGAAGUCUAAACCCUAGAAAAGUUUGGUGAACAGCUAAGUCAGACAUUGGCCUUUGCUCUUUUGUUUUGUAAAUAUUCUUUGUUAUUCAUUUAGUUAAUUUGCGUUUUUUCAGAAUUUCCAGUAGCUUUGUGAGGCAGACACAAUAGCUUUUGGUUUGUUGGUUGUCUCAUUUGUAUUUAUUUAUUAUGUGUAUACCUAUAUGCGACCUGCGAAUUUGCUAUAAGGCUGUCUUAUGCCACUUUUGCAUUUUCGUGACUAAUGUGCACACACUAAGUAUUCAUCCCACCUUGCAGGUAGGGCAGGUGUCCUGACAAAUGAGACACAUUUAGUUUAGCACAAGGAGCUAUUUACACAUUACACAAUGUCUAAACUCCUUAUUGCUCACGGUAAAUUUUGCAAUUAAAUUUAUACAAUGUCUAUUUUUCUAGAAAUAUGUCACCCUUUCCAAAACUAAGUAAGAAAACUGAUUUUCAAAAUGCCAUCCUUUUUAUUUUAAAUGCCAUCCUUUUUCUAGUGUUGGUAGCGCUAUCCCAAGACUGAGAAUUGGGUGCAGUGAUGUUGAGGUGAUUUGAAUGACCCAGGGAAAAGCUGAACAGAUUUGACAUUUGCCCUUGCCCUUAACUUACUUUCUACGCUUGUCUAGACAUAUCUACCAUGCGAAGACACAUGGUGUUUUCUCUCCUGGCUUCAGAGUGGGACAUACUCUCCUUUUGUACUCCUCUCGUCUCAGAGAUUAAAGAGCCCCUAUGAGGAGAAUCCCAGGAGAGUUUAAUUAUCGCCCUUUAAGUCGCGUGCAUAAGAGUAAUGUUGUAGCCCAUUGACUUGUAUUUCUUCAUCAUCAGUGUGUAAAGUGGCGUUUGUUGGAUUAAAUAUAUUCAAUGAGUGGGAAUUCCAGGAUACAGAAAAAUUUUAUUUACUGGUAUAGCUGGAGCGACCACAGCAGCAUGUCACCUAACCGAGUCAUGACUUUGUUCAUCAGUUUGGUUUGAUUGAAUGAAGCUUCAAGCAGACCCAGAGAACACUGAUUCAGGCAAGCAAACCAGCAAGAAAAUAAUUAUCCAAAAGACAAGAGGAAACUUAGUCUAGCAAGAAACAGCUACACAGAAAAACGUUCAAGUUUGAUUUCAGUAGUGAUGUAUGAUUUGACUCAAGAUAUCAGCUGGUUGCUUCACAGACUUGCCCAAAGUGAAUGGACUAACUGCUCAACAUGUAACAUGAGUCUGGGCAUUGCUUGACCAUAGCAAGCUGACAGGCAUCAACAUUCAAUUUACAACUUUUUAUUUUCCUUUGGUUCUUAAGGUAUAUUUAGAGGAUAAAUGCUUGUAGUGAAUUUGAAUUCAGAUUGUGUUAUUGACUAUUUUAUAACUAUUUAUUUUUAAAAUAAUAUUUGGGAUGUAUUUUUCUCCAUUUUGUUUGUUCGCUGUCUUACCUCAUUAGCUAUUUCAGGUUGAGUUUUAUUACACUCACUUCAUAUCACUUAAUGAUAAAUCCCAGUGAAUAUAUGCUUGUAGGCCUUGGUUCCUCUAGCUUUAUUAUGCGUCAGGAACACCUUGCCUCUCUCAGCAAUAAAGGAAUCCACUCUAAAUCAGGGACCUCUAAGGUGCAAUUCUUAACACUGUGUCUACUCUUCAGUCCUUCUCCGUGGCCGAAGCUCCACCCCAGCUCUGUUCUGUUAGUUCUUAGCCACACUGAAGCUUCACAAUCACCCUCGCACCAAGCGCAAGCCCACAGCAUCCAUGGAGCCGGGGACUGUUCUGCUGGAGGCUCAGUGUCUACCACACUGGCCUCACAGUUUGAACUUGUGACCUUCCUCCCUGGCAGACUAUGCAAAGCCCAGUAUAUUGAUUUCAGAUGAGAAUUAUAAACGGAAAUGGAAGUAAGAGUGAGUCCAAAAUGAUGCUCUCUUCUAACAGAAGUUAAAAUCAAGUUAGACUCCUUGCUAGAGAGAACUCUUAGAACUAGCUAAGAAGAGUGUGACUAACUUUCCUCCUAUAAUAAGUUUCUUAGCAUGGCAAUACAUAUUUAAAUAUAUAGUAUAUUUUCUAACAGAAAUUAAUUCAAUCGAAAUAUGCCAGUGGCUUUAUAUGUCUAUAUGGACUAGCUAAUGACUUAAACAAUUCUCAACUAUCCUUGCCUUCAUAUUCCCUUACAAUAAGUGGGUGCUCUCUAAAAAGUAUUGUUGUCUUCUCAUAUGCAACUGUGAACUUGGAGACCAAAUAAAAACACAUCAAAAUAAACUUGAAAAAGAAGAUACAAAUUCCAAGACGUUUCUUAGAGUCAAUUUCCUCCAUUUUUUUCUCUUCAGUUACAAAUGUAGAAUGAACGACAGCACACAAAAGCAUGGGAAACAAAGUUAGUGUAAAUUGACAGUUUUUAAGACACAAAUAUUUAUCAGACAGCACCCUCUUGCCAAUAACCAGAUCUAUCAAGCAUGCUACAGGUCUUUGGAUAACCUUCUCUGUGCCAUUUGAGCGUGUGCGUUGCAUAUACAAUAUUAUAAAUGGCCAACUUGUAUUUAAUAUUUACUGAGCCAUUGGUACUUAAUGUUCAACAUCAGAAGUUCAUAAAAAACAAGUACACAACUGGACAGUAUUUUACUACACAAAAUUCAUAACCUAUAAGGCCUAACCAUGAAUAUUGUCUUAGAGUUUUAGACUAUUUAUGGCCAUUUUCCAUUUGUAACAAAAGAAAUAGCUCACUAACGUCUCAUUUUUAGUGCCAUUUUUAUACUCCCUCCCCUAGGGUUACCAGCAUGCUUAAAGAUAAUUCUCCUGCUAUUUGGGAUUAUUUGUGUUAUGGGAGAUUUUCAACCAAUAUUGGUUAACUUCAAACCUGGAGAUUUUAUACCUCAGAAACACUAUAUCUCCAAAAUUUAAUAAUUCAAUUGUAAGUGAUCUUUGAAGCAGGGAUUUAAAUUUAGCAUAUUUGGGAUUGGAUCUGAUAAUGUUUAAGGGUAGCAAUAUUGGUUUAACCAGCUUGAAAUAUAAAAUAUUCCACAUCAGUCACCAAACUGUAUGACUACUCAUUCAUACUCUUCCAACAAACAGAAGACGAUUAUCCAAAAUCAGCAACAAAUAUAUGUGCUCAGACUAGAAAAUUGGUUUCAUACUUAUUAACUAGCCUGUUGGCGAUUAGGAUUACGCAUCAAAUCAUCCCAUCUUGGAAGCAUGAGUAGAAAAAAACCAGAAAUCAUUUGCUCUUGACUAAUAGGCCAGUUUCUCAGCAACUUCAGCUGUCUAUGCAUUCCCCUCUUGACAGGUUCUCUGAUCGACACUACCCAAUCUCUAAAGCACAUCAAGGAAGAUCUGGAUACCUCUAUUUUGCUAGGAAUUUUGCUAGGCCUGCCUGGGUUAAGCAGCCAUCUUUCAUGGAGAGCAUUCACUAGGCACAUUUAUUUUUUGAAAUUUUUUCAUCAAAUAUUAGUGCUUCCCGCAAACUGUUUCGUUUAACUGAAAUUUACAGUGGGUUGGUUGUUCCUGCCAUUUGGGAUGUGCUAGUUUUGCAUAAGCUCUCUGUAAGUGGCUGUCCCCAACAUUACUGUAUCUGUGGGUCUUGUUGUCCUGCCUCAAUAUGCAUCAAGUUUGUGUAACAGUUGGGUGAACUGAUAUUUGAAAUUUUAUUUUUUUAUUUCUUAUGAAUAUGAUGUUAUAGGACUGAGGAACUCGUUUAAUUACUUAAUUUUUCUUUUCCUGUAUUUGGGUAUUGUCACUCUAAUUAAAG